Molecule: messenger RNA, 2682 nt
Organism: Oikopleura dioica
Lineage: Eukaryota; Metazoa; Chordata; Appendicularia; Copelata; Oikopleuridae
Source: the annotation of a GenBank genome assembly
AUGACGCUGCGACAGCAACACCAUGCCCAGUGGGACCCGAAGAAUUUUGAAAUUAGGACUUUGUCCGUUGAGCGACAGUUGGAACAGCUUGUUAAACAGGUGACGACGCUCGUGUCUGGAAAACCGUCAAAUUACCGCAAGGGACAAUCAAAAUCAGGCGCUGUCUUGAUUGAGGCAGUUGACAGGGCGCUGGACGGAUUUAUGCAAGUGGGCCAUGAAGUCUCGCAAAUUGCAUCCAAGUACGGCACCUUGGGAAAUGACAUGAACGGCAUUCUUCAAGAAAUUGCCACUUCUGGCGCGAGCCUCAAAUCCGCCGCUGGCGAAUUCGUCAGCGAUCCAUUCGAAACUAAGAAGAGAGAGAAGGUCGUUCGCCAUGCUCGGGCAGUCCUUUCUGCUGUUACUCGAUUGCUGGUUCUGGCCGAUAUGGUUGAUGUGGAACGACUUUUGGAAAAGCUGAGAAUCGCGAAGGGAAGCUUGGGAAAAGUGAAAGAAGCGAGCACCCAAGACGAAUUGAACGCGACUUUCAAAGAAUUCGGCUCCGACGUGGCGAAGCUUCAAGCAGCCGCUGGCUUCCGACAAAAAGACUUGAAGGAUCCAACACGACGAGACGAGCUCGCCGCUGCUCGACGAGACUUGAAAGACAAUUCAUUGAUGCUCUACACGGCUUCGAAAGCUGCGCUGGAACAUCCUGAAGUCGCCGCCGCCAAGCAAAACCGUGACUUUGUCCUGCGAAAAGUUCAGGACGCCAUGCAGCGAAUCGAGCGAGCCGUGACUGGCACUGGGCCAUUGUCGGCGCGUGAUGGCACAGGCAACAACCUAGCCGAUGCGUUUGACCAGUUCGAGGAGCAGAUCGACUUUUCGCCGUUGAAAUUCGAAGAGAGCGUUGUCCGACCAAGCCUGGAGGAAAAACUGGAAAGAAUUAUUUCCGGAGCUGCGUUGAUGGCAGAUGCCGAUUGCACGAGAGAGGACAGACGAGAACGAAUCGUCGAAGAAGCCAAUAAUGUUCGCCAGGCGCUUCAGGAUCUGCUGAACGAGUACAUCAAUAACUCUGGUAAUCCAAACAGAUCAGCGAUGUUGGAGAAUGCGAUCGACGCAAUGGUCAUGAAAAAUAAAGACCUGAAGAGACAACUGCGAAAGGCCGUCGUAGAUCACGUCAGUGACACCUAUCUUCAAACCUCAGUACCUCUGCUCGUCCUGAUCGAAGCUGCGAAAAAGGGAAACGAAGAAGAAGUCAAGGAAUACGCACAGGUCUUCCGAGAGCACGCUGAGAAGCUCGUAGAAGUGGCGAAACUGGCGACGACGAUGUCGAAUAAUGAGGAAGGCGUACGAAUGGUGAAACUAGCGUGCAACCAAAUCGAAACUUUGUGUCCACAAGUCAUCAACGCAGCGCUCACUCUCGCCGCAAGGACGGAUUCGGAGAUUGCUCAGGAAAAUAUGGAAGCUUUCAGACGAAAGUGGGAAGGAGAAGUGCAAAACUUAACCGACGCUGUUGAUGAAAUUGUAACGAUCGGCGACUUUUUGGCGGUUUCGGAAGCUCAUGUUUUGGAAGACGUCACUCAAUGCGUCGCCGCGUUACAAUCGAAAGAGCUCGAUCAACUCGAUAGAACUGCUGGGGCGAUUCAAGGACGCGUCCAACGAGUUCAUCAAGUUGUCAUGGCGGAAAUGGACAAUUACGAGCCAGACUUUUACACCGACAAAGUGCGUGAAGAAACAGACAGGCUUUUGGAAGAGAUCACUCCAAUCUUUACCCAGCGGGUUUCGGCUGUUAUCGAAGCUCUCGACAAGGACCCACCAGAGGAAAUUGACGAGAACGAAUUCAUUGAGGCCGCUCGAAUGGUCUACGAAGGCGUUCGAGACGUCCGACGCUCUGUUCUUCAAAUGCGAGAUCCCAACGACGACGACAUCGACUCGGAUAUUGAUACUCACUCACAUGCCUCCACGAACAAAACCACCGACACUCUCAAUCGCGAUCCCUCCCGAGAAGCAUUCAAAAACCUUCCUGAGCCAGCGAAAGAAGUUAUUGAUGCUAACAUCAAGGAGUUUAAUGAGCAGCGUGCUGAGAUGGAUCGAGAGGUUGGCAAGUGGGACGAGUCUUCCAACGAUAUUAUCGUCUUGGCGAAAAAGAUGUGCAUGGUUAUGAUGCAGAUGACGGACUUUACCCGUGGUACAGGUCCACUAAAGAGCACGAGCGAUGUGAUCAGUUCUGCCACUCAAAUCGCUCACCUGGGUAAUCAGCUCGAGUCGCUUGCUUCCCAGAUCGCCGAGGCUUGCCCAGAAGAUUGGGCGCGAAACGAGCUCAUGGCUCACAUCAACAAAAUCAAGUUCUACUGCCACCAGCUGAACAUGUGCGCCAAGGUCAAGGCCGAAGUGCAAAAUAUCGCAGGCGAACUGGUUGUCUCCGGCCUUGACUCCGCCACAUCCCUCAUUCAGGCUGCGAAGAACCUGAUGAAUGCUGUUGUUCAAACCGUCAAGGCUUCAUAUGUUGCUUCCACGAAGUUCAAGCGCGCUGAAACCAAUUCCAGCGUGGUUGUCAUGUGGCGACUGAAAGCUCCCGAGAAAAAGCCCCUUGUCCGACGAGACGGGCAAAACAACGGCGGAAACGGGCGAAAACCCGUGCGCCGCGCAUCCCAAAAACGCGUCAACCACCAACAGGAAAUGUCGAAUUUCCACCAAAACAUUUAG